AUUUGAAGUCUAAUAAUACUUAUUAGUUUAAUCGUGAAGAAUGGCUAAUCCUAAAUAUGCCGAUUUACCUGGCAUUGCAUAUGAUCAAGCUGAUGUUUAUGAAACCACUGAUUUACCAGAAUCAGAACAAUUUGAUAUUUAUCCUGAGGAUGAAAGUAAAUCUGUAGAAAAAUUACAUAUUAGUGCCACAGAAGCAUUUAAUAAGUUUAAAGGUAAACAAGUCAUUAGCGAGGGAGUUGAUUUUUCAGAUCGAUUAUCACUCAAACCAAGGACAGGCUACAAAUUUGGAGAUUGGGAACUACCUGCAGAAGGGGAAAAAGAAACUCCUAUUCAAAAAUAUCAACGCUUGCAAUGUGAAAUUAAAGAGUUAUAUGAAGAAGUGAAUGAAUUAAAGGAAAAAGCAAAAGAAGAAGAAGUGAAAUCUGUUGCCGAUGUAAUUUCUCAGGUGCAACUUCUAGAAAAACAACUUGAUUCUUUAAAAUUAGAAGAAUGCCUUGGAGCUGAUCUUGUUGCAACUUUAUCAGACCCACAAGGCACAAGACUGCAGCAACUGGUAUCACAAAUAGAAGCAUUUAAGCAGACAACUAUUCUUACCUCUGAAUCUGAUACAAAUACACAGAGUACAAACAUUGAUGGAACAUCUGAUGCAGGAAUACUCAAGUAUCAAAUGAUGUACCUUCCAGAAAAAGCAAGAAUGCAAGAAGCAGCAAGAAUUGCAACACUUGAACAAAGACUUUCUAAUUUAGAAAAUAUUAUUGGAACAACCAGUGAUAAACUUUCCAAAUUUUCUCAGAAUCUCAAGUGUCAGGGAGUAAUUGUAGCUGUUCAAGAAUUGGGAGCAAAAGCUGCAUUAUUAGAUAGGUACCAACUGGAUAUGAUUGAAAGCCGAUUAGCAACUUUAAUUAACAAAAUGAAUAAUAUUGCACAAAAAAAGGCUGCACUAACUUUAGAUUCAGAACAAGAGCAGAAAAUUUCAGAAAUGUAUGACAUCGUGAAACAAACUGAAACUAUGUCAGAAAUUUUACCACAAACUGUUAAUCGAAUGUUGGCAUUAAAUACUAUACAUCAGCAAGCUGCUACAUUCAAUAAAUCUCUAACGCGUUUAGAAGAAUUACAGUCACAAAUAACUACCGAUUUGGAAAGCAACAAAUCUCUCUUGAAAGGAGUACAAGAAAGUUUUGCAUCAAAUUUAGAAAUUAUAAGAAAUAACAUAGAAUCAUUAAACGAACGUAUUCAAAAACUUAACAAGUGA
Molecule: messenger RNA, 1252 nt
Organism: Habropoda laboriosa
Lineage: Eukaryota; Metazoa; Arthropoda; Insecta; Hymenoptera; Apidae
Gene: DCTN2-p50
Product: dynactin subunit 2
Exons: 9
Coding region: 41-1252 (403 amino acids)
Biological process (GO): mitotic spindle organization
Cellular component (GO): centrosome; cytoplasm; dynactin complex
Source: RefSeq, a predicted model, not a curated record